AAAGGCUUUUGGAGUGAAAUCGCGAAUAACUUCUAUUGGAAGCGAUGGACACAAGAAGUAGAGGUCGUGUCCUAUAAUUUCGAUGUCACUAAAGGACCCGUUUGUGUGAAAUGGUUGGACGGAUGCAAAACCAAUGUCUGCUAUAAUGUAUUGGAUUUGGUUAUUGAAAAAGGGCUCGGAAAUCGUGUCGCCUAUUAUUGUUACUUACGAUGAAUUACUGCGCGAUGUCUGCAGAUUUGCAAAUGUGCUCAAAGGGUUGGGCAUUAAAAGGGGUGAUAGAGUGGCCAUAUAUAUGUCGGUAACCGUAGAGUUGGUCACUGUUAUGCUGGCCUGCGCUCGCAUUGGAGCCAUUCACUCAGUCAUU
Molecule: messenger RNA, 364 nt
Organism: Medioppia subpectinata
Lineage: Eukaryota; Metazoa; Arthropoda; Arachnida; Sarcoptiformes; Oppiidae
Source: the annotation of a GenBank genome assembly